Messenger RNA from Acaulospora morrowiae, 542 nucleotides. The record is from the annotation of a GenBank genome assembly. Lineage: Eukaryota; Fungi; Glomeromycota; Glomeromycetes; Diversisporales; Acaulosporaceae.
UGCGAUGCGAAAAAAUUCGCGAUGGUCUGGAAUGAGUGUUAAUGGACUAAAUAUGGGUGGUUUGGGAAUGAGCAUGGGUUUAAGGGGUAGAGCUUCUGUAUCUGAAGUUGGUUACAAGGAUCAAGAGCGUCCUUUGAUGACUGGUUUUGCAAAUCUGAAAGCAAAACUAUCUAGUAUGUCAGAUGAGACAGAAAUUGAUGCCAUAGAGUUAUUAGAACCUUUUCUGGAGGUUAUUCGCUCUGGAGACACGAAUGGCCCCAUAACAGUAUCUGCUUUAGGAAGCGUAGAAAGGUUUUUGACAUAUGGAAUAAUUAAUCGGAAUUCACCAAAUUUACCACAAGCAAUGUCAAUGCUUUCGUCUGCGGCCACGCAUUGCAAAUUCGAAGCGAGUGAUUCGGUAUCUGAUGAAUUCGUGCUUUUGAAAAUAUUACAAGUGUUGCGAUUGGCAUUAACAUCUGAAGUAGGACAUGUAUUAAGUGACGAGACACUCUGUGAAAUGAUGGAAACAGGACUAAGCAUGUGUUGUCAGAUGCGAUUAAGCG